Formica exsecta is the source of this 667-nucleotide messenger RNA. RefSeq lists its product as uncharacterized. The record is from RefSeq and is a predicted model, not a curated record. The transcript has 4 exons. Lineage: Eukaryota; Metazoa; Arthropoda; Insecta; Hymenoptera; Formicidae. Bases 1 to 567 code for a protein of 188 amino acids.
AUGGUCCAUAUACUUACUGGCAGCCGUAUGGGAUUCUCUUACUCAACUAUUACUGCAUUUGAGAAAAGUGAAAAUUUUCGCCGAUUUGUUAUUAGAAAACUGAUAACCUUGGAGAUGAAAAUGAAUAUAAUCCAAAGAUAUCAAAAGGUUAUUGUACAGAAACAGUCAGUUGGUAUCUUGGAUUCAGAAGAAAAAGAAGUCGACAUUUUCCAAAAUCUAUCACUCAAAAAUGAAAAUGAACUUGAAGCGAUAGAAACAAAAUUAAACAACGACUCAACUUAUAGAAAAUAUAUGAAUAAACAAUUGGCCCAACGUGUAAGCCAAGAUACGAAAACUUCGUGCAUUCGACUUAUGAGGCAGAUUUUUACAAACCAGUUGGCAAUGAAAUACAGUUGGUAUGGAGCAAAGAAGAAAAAUAUCUUCUCAAACUUACAGUUAUGUAAAGUAAUUAUGUGUGUGAUAAGAAACUCCCAUGCAGAUGCAACAGAUGAUCAAAUAUCAUCUCCAAUAAAAAUAUGGUUGGCCCAUGCAAAAGAACGUGCUGCUAAAGAAAAAAGUGAUAUUUGAUGGAUAAAAUAUGUUUUGAUAGUUCCUAAAGUUCAAGUUAUCAAUAUAUGAAUUUCGUUGAUAUUUACUGCGUGCAAUGCAGAGAAUAUAGUAUAUUAUA